GAACUAGCUGCACCAGUGCGCGCCGACUUAUAUCUCUUUUUGACAACUGCCGAUCAGUGUGUCCCAUGAAUUCAACUAGUGAACACAUCGAAUACAGUUUCAUUUUACAAAUUAUUCAAAUAUUUUCGUUUUUCAAAUUAGUUUUAUUAUAGUUUUUUUUUCAUGAACAUUUCUUAAAAUUUUAAUUGUAUAUAUCAGCAACUCUUCGAUUUGUUGAAAUAGGUCCGUGGCGAAUUACCGCCCAUCAAGUAAUUUGAUAUUUGAAUGUUUGAAUAAGAAGUGUGCGCUGGUGACAAGUUACAUAGCUGAGUGCGUUAAUUCCAAUUGGUAGAACUCGUAACGAGUGUUUGAUUUUGUUGGGAAAUAUGAGCGAACAAAAUGCGAUUGUCUAUGUUAAACGAGAUGCUGAUGAGGGAACACCUGUGAAUCCGCCAAUGUUGUGGAUGUUAAUUGAAUAUCGAACGCGCAACAAAGUCACAAAUUACGAAGUUGUGGCAGCGAAAGAUGUGUGCGGUGGCGGUGGCAGCCGGGCAAAUUCGGGCUUAGAAUCCAUGCAUACGGGCAAAUUGAUUUAUGUGAAAAAAGACACCGGUCUUGUGCAGGCAACCAUUGUUACCAUAUCAGACGAUAAACAAUUUCUCAACAACGAACUCAAGGAUUUGGUGGAAAUGCAAAAAGAAGAGUACGAGAUACACAGCAAUAAAAAGCGAAAGCGUGUGUCGGUAGCAAAACUAGAUAGCGUGGCCACAUCGUCGGCGGCAACACAAUACACGCGAUGGAAUAGCGGUGCACAUGACACGGGCACAACAACCCAAAAUGGUGGCGGUGGUGCGAUGAACAAGCAAUCGGUUAUCAAAUCGAAUCCGAAUGUUCAAAAUUACCCACCAAUGACAUUUGACCAGCAAACGCAAACGGAUUUCAAGGCCACGGCCGAUUUUAGCAACAAUGAAAUGCGUUUCAGCAAAAUUUUGGCCACCGAAGAGGAUAUUUUACGUGAUGUACACAGUAUGACGGAGGAGAAUCACGAUAUCAAGCAACAAGUGGCCGAUUUACGCGUUGAAGUGGCCGAAAUCAAGACGCUGCUGAAAGAUAUUUCGGAAAAAUUAACACACCAAAAUGAUGGUGUCCACAGCACGAGCACUGACUUCAAUCGCACCAGUUCAAUACUAAAUUCUACGCAAACGUCGUCAACGUCGGUGCUCGCCCGAACGCCACACGUUAUACCGCCGAGAAUCUUAAAUUUAAGCCAUCAAUCGAAUUAUACGCCUCACACACUGAACUAUAAUUCAAUCAGCAUCGAACCGGUCAUUGAGGCGAGCAACGACAGCAAUUUCUCGUACUCGAACCACAGCCGCAUGUCAUUGAGUGCAUCAAAUCAAUCGAUCUAUCAAGCGGACACAAAUCACAAUGAAUCGGCGCAUUUAUCGGCCAUGAAGCUUGAUUACAGCAGCAACAAUAGCAAAAAUGCCGAUAGUUUUGCCGAUGACGAAGGUGAUCCAAAUGAAGAGGUUGUGAUCGGACCAAACCAUACAACUGUCACACGCAAUGUGCUAACAAACAUUAAUUGGAAUUCACAUACAGCCGCCACGCGACGUUUGUUGCGUGCCAAAUUCAGCCGAGAAGUAUUGGCAACACAUUCGCUAACGGGAAAACCGUCACCUGCGUUCAUCGAAUCGAGCAAACCGACGAAAAACCAACUCAACCCCAAAAUCAUUGCCGACAUUGUUCAAUAUGUGGCAAAACGGUGCAAGGUCACGGAUACCGCUGUCAGAAGCUCCAUCACGACCAAAUGUGCCGACGAGAAUAAAAUGAUGCGCCAACGCAACGACAAAAACCGUAAAUCGCUCGUGAAAAUUGAAAACAAAGAAAACGUAGAGAACUGAAUACCAAAACCAUUUGCUAAUCGUUAUCAAUUAAAAUAGAUAUUAUGUGUAUCGAGCGUAUCGAUAUAAUUGCACGAUUGUAUAUCCAAUAAGAGCAGUAAUUUUUUUUUAUGGUGCACUACAUUUCCGUAUAGAGCGCAACAUUGAAACGCUUCUCUCUAGACCUAUUACUUUUAUACACAGUUUUAAUACAGUAUUAGAAAGGGACAUUUGUGAUUAUGGCUAUAAUAUUUUUUUUUUAAAUGAAAAUGUAUAUCCCGGUUGGAGCCUUGGAUUUAUUACUGUACAAUUUGAAGUGAAACCUAGGAAAAGCAAAAUGAAACGAAAAUAGAAAAAUCAAAAAAAUGAAAUAAAGGCAAAAUUGUAGAAUUAUUGAAAUAAUCAUACGUUAUAAAAUGGACAAA
Sitodiplosis mosellana (orange wheat blossom midge) is the source of this 2287-nucleotide messenger RNA. RefSeq names its product protein insensitive-like. The transcript has 3 exons. The record is from RefSeq and is a predicted model, not a curated record. Gene Ontology annotation, biological process: negative regulation of Notch signaling pathway; positive regulation of neuron differentiation. Gene Ontology annotation, molecular function: transcription corepressor activity; DNA binding. NCBI's taxonomy places the organism in Eukaryota, Metazoa, Arthropoda, Insecta, Diptera, Cecidomyiidae. Gene Ontology annotation, cellular component: nucleus. The coding region runs from base 366 to 1883 and encodes 505 amino acids.